This is a messenger RNA of Serpula lacrymans var. lacrymans S7.9, 348 nucleotides long. RefSeq lists its product as uncharacterized. NCBI's taxonomy places the organism in Eukaryota, Fungi, Basidiomycota, Agaricomycetes, Boletales, Serpulaceae. Bases 1 to 348 code for a protein of 115 amino acids. The transcript has 2 exons. The record is from RefSeq and is a predicted model, not a curated record.
AUGGCUCAUAUAGCCACUUCAGAGCUUUGCUACGUUGUCUACAUGCCAGAUAACCCCAGCGCUCAGUGUUAUCCCUUCGAUCUACCAGAGGGGGCAAAAGUAGCAGACUUGGAAGACAAGAUUCGUGCCCAUGCGAGCUACAAACAUGCCUCUGAAGGCGAGAACAUCAUUCUUCUCAAGUGUGGCGAGCUGUCCAUGGAGCCAGAAAACACACUUCUCAAUCGUGCUACCGAGUGGCUUCGCGAGCAUUCCAGCGGUUCAAAGAUGACACCCGCACAUCGCCUUAAGCGAUAUUUCCCCAGAGGUCCCGCACCUGAGGAUCAUGAGAAGAUAGACAUGUCGUCGUGA